CCCAGCCAAGAAGUGGCGGCUCUGUUAACCGGGCUGAACGUUGCUCCUUGGCCAAACCGGACCUCCACGUACCGACCGCGGCCUGGCAGCAAAGUCCCGGACACGGUGGAUUGGAGGGAGAAAGGAUGUGUCACGGAGGUGAAGAACCAGGGCGCUUGUGGGUCGUGCUGGGCGUUCAGCGCCGUGGGAGCCCUCGAAGGCCAGGUGAAGCUGAAGACGGGGAAGCUGGUGUCCCUGAGCGCCCAGAACCUCGUUGUCACCAGGAGCUACGGGAACGAAGGCUGCGGUGGCGGAUGGAAAACCAAAGCUUUCCAGUACAUCAUCGACAACCAAGGGAUUGACUCGGAUGCCUCCUACCCCUACACGGCGCAGGACGGCGUGUGCCGCUACAACCCGGCCACGCGAGCGGCCACGUGUUCCAGGUACGUUUUGCUGCCGCACGGCGAUGAAGCCGCACUGAGGGAUGCCGUCGCCAACGUGGGGCCCAUGUCCAUCAGCAUCGAUGCCAGUCAGCCCACCUUCUUCUUGUACAAGGCUGGUAUCUACCGUGACCCGAGCUGCUCCCAGGUGGUGAAUCACGCCGCGCUCGUCAUCGGCUACGGCUCUUCGGAUGGGGAGGACUACUGGCUCGUGAAAAACAGCUGGGGGGCACAUUUUGGUGACCAGGGCUACAUCCGGAUGGCGAGGAACCGUGGAAACCACUGCGGGAUUGCCAGCUACGGUGCUUACCCCCAGAUCUAG
Molecule: messenger RNA, 741 nt
Organism: Cariama cristata (Red-legged seriema)
Lineage: Eukaryota; Metazoa; Chordata; Aves; Cariamiformes; Cariamidae
Product: cathepsin S-like
Biological process (GO): immune response
Cellular component (GO): lysosome
Molecular function (GO): cysteine-type endopeptidase activity
Source: RefSeq, a predicted model, not a curated record